Molecule: messenger RNA, 2210 nt
Organism: Meleagris gallopavo (turkey)
Lineage: Eukaryota; Metazoa; Chordata; Aves; Galliformes; Phasianidae
Source: RefSeq, a predicted model, not a curated record
AGCUGGCCUGACACCACUCUCCCCUCUCUCCAAACAGGGGCCCUCGCGGAGCUGCUGCUGGUGCUGCUGGGGCUGAAGGUGCCUGGGGCUGCCAGCUGCCCCACUGACUGCGUUUGCUACCCUUCACCCAUGACCGUCAGCUGCCAGGCCCACAACUUCGUCACCAUCCCCGAGGGCAUCCCUGAGGACAGCGAGCGGAUCUUCCUGCAGAACAACCAGAUCACCCUGCUGCUGCGGGGCCACUUCAGCCCCUCCAUGGUCACCCUCUGGAUCUAUUCCAACAACAUUACCUUCAUCGACCCCAACACUUUCGAGGGGUUCGUCAACCUGGAAGAGUUGGACCUGGGGGACAAUCGCUACCUGAGGGCUUUGGCAGCCAACACUUUCCAAGGGCUGGUGAAACUCCAUGCCUUGUACCUGUACAAAUGCGGGCUCAGCUCCCUUCCCAGUGGGAUUUUUGGUGGCCUCCACAACCUACAAUACCUUUACCUGCAAGACAACCACAUUGAGUUCCUCCAGGACGACAUUUUUGUUGACUUGGUGAACCUCAGCCAUCUUUUUCUCCAUGGAAACAAGCUUUGGAGCCUCCACCAGAACACAUUCCGAGGGUUAAUAAACCUGGACAGGCUCCUCAUCCAUCAGAAUCAGCUGCAGUGGAUUCAUAGGCGGGCGUUCCACGACCUCCGGCGACUGACCACCCUGUUCCUGUUCAACAACAGCCUCUCGGAGCUGCAGGGGGACUGCCUGGCCCACCUAGGGGCCCUUGAGUUCCUCAGGCUGAACGGAAACCCCUGGAGCUGCGACUGCAAGGCCCGCUCGCUCUGGGAAUGGCUGCACCGUUUCCGGGGCUCCAGCUCCAACGUCAUCUGCGAAUCCCCCGAGCGGAUGCACGGCAAGGACCUCAAAGUGCUGAGGGCGGAAGAUUUUAGGAACUGUUCGGGCUCGGAGUCGCUCCACCAGAUCAAAACUUUCUCAGCUGCAGACAGAGGAGCCUCCAAAGCCCACCAUCCCCACCACUCCUCCAAGGAGAAGGGUGGCGAGAAAGGUUUGCACAGCAGCCAUCCUGCAGCCCGGCCGGGACCUCGCCGCCCUGCCAAGAACUGCACCAGCCACAAAAACCGCAACCGAACCCUUAAGCCGGGAUCGCUGGGGCCACGCAAAAGCGGGCACGAGUUUCCCGACUACGUGCCUGACUAUCAGCACAAAUUCAGCUUCGGCGUCAUGCCCACCGGGCUCCCGAAACGAAAAGGGAAGUGCACCCGGCGGACGCCCAUCCGUGCGCCCAGUGGGGUGCAGCAGGCGGCGGGUGGCUGUGCAGGACUCGUGGCCUCGCGCCUGGUCUUUGUGCUGGUCUUGGUGGCCAUCAUGCGCUGAGCUUGGCCACGGCGGAGCGGAUCUGCGCUGCGACCCGUCUACGAAGGACCAGAGUUUCUUUUCUUCUUCUUUUUUUGUACGUGGAGAAGUCUGCGGGUCGCGGACUGCGGCGGGCGGGCGGAUGGAAAGGUGUUAGCACACAUUGCGGCCAACAGCCGAGCCCUGCACCAUGAGACAAAGCCAACCUUACCCAACCGGAUCGUGGGGACCGCCGGUGACGACGGCCGGACAAAAUGGAAAAUUGCAAAUUCCCGUUGAGCGACCCUGCCGAUGACAGAAAGAAACAUAAUUGCUGUAAAAACGAUCACCAAUUAAGCCUACACUGUUUCUCUGAAAGUGAGUGUGUGGACACUUCUACUCAUUGUAAUAAGGACAUUGGUUCUCCCACGUUUCAGCCCUUUUGGCUCCAAUCCCACAGGCCAACGUUGGCUGGAAAUCUCUUAGAAGACAAUCUCAAAACCCUGAAUAUCUCAGGCACUACAGCAGAACAAGGCUUGCCUGCUGGGCUUGGAGUAGCCAACUACCAAAGGAAAGACUGGUUAGAAGUGGAAUAAUUAAAACAAAACAAAGCAAAACAAAAACACACACACGAAAAAAUGAACCUAAGGAAAUGAAGUACCUGCGAGGAGGUGCGUUUUUUGUAACCGCGUUCACACAUCCAACAAACAAAUCCGACAAAUGCACAGGCCCUCCCCUCUCCUCAAUUAUCCAUAUGUAUGUCUUAUAAUGUUUAUAAACUAUAUGGAAACUAUAUCUUCAGAACUAAGGAUUGUAUUGUUGAAUUUAUAGCAGAACAGUAUAUCCUUUUCUCAAGACCACAAUCGGCAGCAGUGCCU